UCCUAGUGGCAGCACCGUUUAAACCCAAACGCGCAGAAGGAGAGAGAGACGCAGCAGAGGAUGUUGAACUGUAGUGUGACUGUAAAUUUAUAGGGGCUAUAUUUUCCCCCAGCUACGCGCAUGGGGCUUCUGAGAGCCGGAUCUCUUAAGAACAAAAACAACUUUUUGUAAGGAAUGCCUGGAAGUUGAAGAGUGGUUUCUUGGUUGUCCAUGAGCGGAGACGUCUUAGCUGAGGAUUUGAAAUGUGCCGGAGAAGCUCCUAAAGAAAAAGAGAAGACCUGCAGAGUUUUUCUUUUCUUUUUUUUUUUUAGUCUGCACUUUUAUUCUGUUCUGAAAGACUCCAAAAAACAAACAAACAAACAAACAAAAAAGCUGCUGCUUAGAGCAGGAGUCGCGGAUGAACUCAGCGGACAGACUGGGAUAAUAUUGCUCAAAGAACCGAGAGUUUGGAUUCAAGGUUAGGCUGGAUGAGCUGCUCCGGAUGAACAACUUUUAAAUGGAUCCUUUCUGUGUCUGGACAUUGAAACUGGCUCUGGUCCUUGCGUAGGACAGUAUUAGGAGCUGUCCAUCACUUCCAGAACCGAGAAGUGGACUUGUGCGCAAUCUUCGCGUAUUUUUUUCAACGCGCAGUUAAAAUAGAGGAUUUGCGCGUCCGCUGUGGAUGUUUUAAUAUGCAAGGAUGGGUCCACUAGCGUUCAUCCUUGUUAGUGGAUUACUGUACUUUCAAGCAGAUGGAUCCCGUCUGCGGAACGAGGACUACCCACCUCGGAUUGUGGAGCAUCCUUCUGAUCUGAUUGUAUCUAAAGGGGAGCCUGCCACAUUCAACUGUAAAGCUGAAGGGCGACCCAUCCCAACAGUUGAGUGGUAUAAAGAUGGAGAGCGAGUGGAAACGGACAAAGAUGAACCACGUUCACACCGCAUGCUGCUUCCGUCUGGCUCGCUUUUCUUCCUGCGCGUCGUUCACGGACGACGGAGCAAACCAGAUGAGGGAGCCUAUGUUUGCGUGGCCCGGAACUACCUGGGGGAAGCCGUCAGCCGUAAUGCAUCUCUUGAAGUAGCAUUGUUGCGAGAUGACUUCAGACAGAAUCCAUCUGAUGUGGUGGUGGCAGUUGGAGAGCCAGCAAUACUUGAAUGUGUCCCUCCCAGAGGUCAUCCUGAACCCACCAUCUUCUGGAGGAAAGACAAAGUGCAAAUCGAUGACAAGGACGACAGGAUAAGCAUCCGAGGAGGGAAGCUCAUGAUCUCAAACACAAAAAAGAGUGAUGCUGGCAUGUAUGUGUGUGUGGGCAAAAACAUGGUUGGAGAGCGGGAGAGUGAGACGGCUCAAGUAACAGUGUUUGAGCGACCAACCUUCCUUCGGAAGCCAAUCAACCAGGUGGUCUUAGAAGAGGAGCUGGUUGAGUUUCGAUGCCAAGCACAAGGAGACCCCCCACCAACUGUUCGCUGGAGGAAAGAUGACAUUGAUGUUCCUCGUGGGAGGUAUGAAACCAGGUACGAUAAGGACGACUAUAUGCUGAGAGUGAAGAAAGCUUCCAUUAGUGAUGAGGGAACGUUCACCUGUGUGGCAGAAAACCGUGUGGGCAAACUGGAGGCUUCAGCCACCCUCACAGUCCGAGCUCGCCCUGUUGCUCCACCCCAGUUUGUCAUCCGUCCGCGGGAUCAGAUUGUUUCACAAGGCCGUACCGCCACCUUCCCGUGUGAAGCCAAAGGAAAUCCCCAACCGGCAGUUUUCUGGCAGAAAGAAGGGAGUCAGAUUCUCCUAUUUCCUAACCAACCCCAGCAGCCCAACAGUCGCUUUUCAGUGUCGCCCAGCGGAGAGCUCACCAUCUCAUCUGUGCAGCGAACAGAUGCCGGCUACUACAUUUGUCAGGCUUUGACCGUUGCAGGCAGCAUCCUCGCUAAGGCUCAACUGGAGGUCACAGAUGUACUCACAGACAGACCCCCACCUAUUAUCCGCCAAGGCCCCUCCAAUCAGACGCUUGGGGUGGACAGUGUCGCGCUGCUUAAGUGCCAGGCAUCUGGAGACCCCAUCCCCUCUAUCAGCUGGCUGAAGGAUGGGGUCAGUCUGUUGGGAAAGGACUCCCGGAUGUCACUGCAGGAGCUGGGCAGCCUGCAGAUCAAAAACAUAAAGCUUUCAGACUCUGGGAUCUAUACAUGUGUGGCUACCAGCUCCAGCGGGGAAACAUCAUGGAGUGCUUUCUUGGAAGUCAAAGAUUCAGCUGCGGUGAUAGUUACCAAGAACUUUGAUGAGAAGGAGCUUCCAGGUCCACCAUCAAAACCCCAGGUCACUGAUGUUACCAAGAACAGCGUGUCCCUGUCUUGGCAGCCUGGGUUGACUGGAGCAUCUCCUGUCUCUUCUUUUGUCAUUGAAGCAUUUAGUCAGUCUGUGAGCAACAGUUGGCAAACAGUGGCAGAUCAUGUCAAGACCACCCAGUUUACAGUGAAAGGUCUUCGUCCCAAUACCAUCUACUUGUUCAUGGUCCGAGCAGUCAACAGCCAGGGCUUGAGUGAUCCGAGCCCGAUGUCUGAUCCUGUUAGAACACAAGAUAUAAGCCCUCCAGCUCAGGGAGUGGACCACAGGCAUGUUCAGAAGGAGCUUGGCGAGGUCAUAGUUCGGCUGCAUAACCCUGUUGUCCUGAGUCCCACCACCAUUCAAGUUACAUGGACGGUGGACCGUCAGUCCCAGUUCAUCCAGGGUUACAGGGUUCUGUACAGGCAGACAUCAGGGCUUCCUUCGCCGGGACCAUGGCAGAACCAGGAUGUGAAGGUGCCCUCUGAACGCAGUGUUCUCCUGUCGUCCCUCAAAAAGGGCAUUGUUUACGAGAUCAAGGUUCGGCCUUAUUUUAACGAGUUUCAAGGCAUGGACAGCGAAUCCAAGACGGCACGGACCACUGAGGAAGCUCCCAGCGCUCCUCCUCAGCAGGUAACAGUGCUAACGGUGGGAAACCAGAACAGUACUUCCAUCAGCAUCUCCUGGGACCCUCCUCCCCCAGACCACCAGAACGGCAUCAUCCAGGAGUACAAGAUCUGGUGUCUUGGGAAUGAGACCCGUUUCCAUGUAAAUAAGACAGUGGAUGCAGCCAUACGCUCUGUGGUGGUGGGCGGGCUGCAGGUGGGAGUGGUAUAUCACGUGGAAGUAGCUGCCAGUACAAGUGCAGGAGUGGGAGUCAAAAGUGAACCUCAGCCUAUAAUCAUAGGAAAGGAGUUCCGAGACGUAAUUAUACAUGGAAACAGGAACAACAGCAUCACAGAACAGAUAACUGAUGUAGUAAAGCAGCCUGCUUUCAUUGCCGGUAUUGGAGGCGCUUGUUGGGUCAUUCUCAUGGGCUUCAGCAUCUGGCUUUACUGGAGGAGAAAGAAGAGAAAGGGUCUGAGCAACUAUGCAGUUCAAUCCUUCACCUUCACCCCUGCAGUGACAUUCCAAAGAGUUGACGGCGGUCUGAUGAGCAAUGGAAGCCGGCCUGGUCUGCUGAAUGCCAGUGACCCGGGUUACCCCUGGUUAGCCGACUCUUGGCCAGCAACCAGCCUGCCUGUCAACAGCAGCUCUGGGGGACCAAACGACCUGACGAAUUUUGGUCGAGGAGAUCUUCCCAAUGGACAAGGAGAUAAAACAGGCACAAUGUUGUCUGAUGGAGCCAUCUACAGCAGUAUAGAUUUUACCACUAAGGCUAAUUACAACAGUCCUGGUCAAACAUCCCAAGCCACUCCUUAUGCAACCACUCAGAUCCUCCACUCCAGCAGCAUCCAUGAGCUGGCUGUUGACCUGCCUGAUGCCCAGUGGAAGACCACGCUCCAGGCUAAGCAGGAAAUGGCAAACCUGGGCUACUCUCUGCCUGACAAGAACUCCUGCAACAACACCCUCCUUUUCAUUCCUGACUACCGAUUGGCCGAUGGAUUGUCUAAUAGAUUACCACACAACCAAUCACAAGAUUUCAGCACCACCAGCUCUCACAACAGCUCAGAGCGAAGCAGCAGUCUCUCAGGCGGUAAGGGAGGGAAGAAGAAGAAAACCAAGGCUGGCUCUAAACCCCCCAAAGCAAAUGGGUCCAAUUGGGCCAAUAUUCCCCUGCCUCCUCCCCCUAUUCAUCCUCUACCUGGCACAGAGAUGGACCUGUAUCCCAGUGAGCACCAUGAAGGAGGAGGGUAUGAAAGUGACAACUGGGGCCCACCCAUGCCUGUACAGACAUAUCUUCAUCAAGGCAUGGAAGAUGAGCUUGAAGAGGAGGAGGAAAGGGUUCCUACACCUCCCAUUCGAGGAGUUGCCUCUUCACCAGCUGCUGUCUCAUUUGGACAGCAGUCCACAGCUACCCUAACCCCCUCUCCCCGAGAUGAAAUGCAGCCUAUGCUCCAGGCCCAUUUGGAUGAGCUGACCAGAGCAUACCAACUGGACAUAGCAAAACAAACAUGGCACAUUCAGGGGGGGUCCCUUCCUCCUCAGGCCCCUGCUCCUCCAGUAGGUUAUGUGUCAAGCACAAUUGUUUCCGACCUGGAGACUGACCUGCAAGAUGAAGAGGAGGAGGAGGAGGAAGAGGACGAGGAUGAGGGCUAUGGAGCCAGACAUCCUCGUGGUAUCGAGCACACACCAGGGUCUAGCAUGGACAACUUGGACAGCUCUUUAACAGGGUCCAUGGUGAAUGGGUGGGGCUCGGCCUCAGAGGAUGAACGUAAUUUUUCCAGCCAUAGAUCCAGUCUGGGCAGCUCUUCUGAUGGCUCCAUCUUUACACACUGCAGCUUUGCCCAGGCUCUUGUGGCUGCUGCAGACAAGGCAGGAUACCGGCUUGAGGGAACUAGCCUCAGCAAGAGAGGUAAAGGCUUGUCCCACCGGGCCCGUCCUAGCAGUCCAUUUUCAACAGAUGGCAGCACAGUCGGCACACACAGCCUGGGCCAUCAGAGGGCCACUAGGCCCACUCGCAAACCACGAAGUCAAGGCACAACACCACACCGGAGAGACGCUGGUGCAGAUGACCUACCUCCUCCCCCUGAGCCCCCUCCCUGUCAGGGGCAGGGCCGCAUCCAAGGGGCUCGUAGUGUAAGCAGCAUGGCACAGACCCCAGAUAGGAAGGCUUCUUCUCUGGAGCGCACACCCAUGUCAGGACUCCUUUGUGGGUCUGACGAUAUGAAGAGCUCUAUUGAUCGACAGAUGCGAACCUCUUUGGAACAUCAUCGCCAAGCUCAGGAGAGGUUGGGCUCUAUGGAUCGGGCGGAUGAUGCGCGCAGGGGCCACAAACCAGAGGAUGGAUGUCUGCCAUACAGCAAACCAUCCUUUCCCUCCCCUGGAGGCCAUAGCUCAUCUGGUACAACCUCCUCCAAGGGCUCGACGGGGCCACGGAAGACCGACGGUCCAAGACAACCACAACAGUGGACUGCCACAGAGCACGCUGAGUUUCUUGGGGCCAAUGGGCAUGGGGAGUUAUAGUGAUCCACAUCGGCUGUAAACUGGGACCUGCCCUCAUGUUUUGGCCAAUGAACUUUGUCCUUACUUGUGCAUUCUUAGAGGGAAGAUGCACAGCAGUAGAUAGAACCACAGCAAGAGGCAGUUUAACAGAUCUGUAUAUGUGAUGUAAAGACACAAACAUACUGUACAUCUCACAAAGGAUUUGUCCUCAAGAAAAUAUUUUCCACCUCCUACCUUACUGUAAUUUCUUUUUGUUAGAAAAAAACAAGUAAAAAGAAAAACAAAACAUCUAUGUGGAAAAAAUUUUUUGUUUUACCUACCCUUCAGGAAAAGGGAAUUCUGUUUCCUGUAAAUAUUUUCUUUGACUUGUUGCAUUGCUAUGCAAACCUUAUAAAGUUUUUUUUUUUCUUCCAUUUACAAUAACAGUUGGGUUUUACCUGGUUAUUUGUACUAUAUGUGAAUUAAGUGGCUUUUUUGCCAUAUUUUUUUUUUUAUCCAUUGUUUUUCAAUAGCUACCAUGAAUUAUUAUUAAUAUAAUCAUUAUUAUUAAUAUUAAUAAUUAUUGUUUUUUGCACUGCAAUUUUUGGUGAUAAGCACAAAAACAUAGCUCCUGCUGACAUGAAGAACCGGAAGAAUAUGUGAAGAGGAGUUUCUGUACUGUAAAGUAAAGAGAAGAAUAUUAUAUUCUAGUGUACAGAGAGAUAUUAAAGAGUAAUGCUUUUCUCACAAACAGCAUCCAUUUCUACAGCUGAGACAAACCAAGUGGCAGACACUAGUUCUGAAGGUGCAAAGCAGAGAUACAAGGCCUUAGACCAGAUAAAUAAUGUAGGUAGUUUAUUGCUUUGGUUUAGGUACUAUUUUAUUUUUCUUUAUUUUUUUUUAUUUUUUUAUUUAUACUCAUGGUUUAGCCGGUUUGUAAUUUGAUAAAACUGAUUUGAUGCUCUUUAACAACAGAGCAUCAUAUCAAAUUGAAAUAGUCUCGAAAUCUUUCUGCAUGGAGACAUUCAGUCGGAGCACUUAGCGCAGAGUUUUUUUUUUCAAUAAUUAUUACUUGCAAAACCUUAACCUAGUUGUAUAUUAGUUGAAUCCAAAUGUUUCUAUUAUAUUUAUUUCAAACUAUUUUUAUGAAACUUUUUUUUCAUAUUAACGUAGUCCUUCAGUCUGGUAUAGCCAUUUGUAUCAACGAAGAAAUUCGUUGAUACAAAGAAAUUUUUAUCAACACAAAAAAACAUUCCCCUUCUGCUGGAAACAGCCGAGGUAUUUAUAUGAGCUAUCAAAAUAGGUGUUGAAAUAAAGUUUAGUGCCUCACAUAUGUAACAAAUGGUCAUUUUGCCCCUUUGUCAGUUCUUACCUCUACUCAGGAUUAUAAUACAUUGAUUGCUAGAAAGAUAGACUUGAUUUUUUUUUUUCACAGUAAUCAAAACCCUUCUUGUUAACCUGCUUUAUAAAGUCAAAAAGCUGAUGUAAAUUGACAAGUCUUUAAAGUCAGCCUUUCCAGACAUUGUACCUAUAGUUUACCAAAGGCUCUUUUAAAAUAUUGUCACUUUAAUAAGAUAAUAAGAAAUCUUUUAGGUUUUCUUUCCCGAAGGAGAACAGAAAAAACUUCAAAUGCUCAAAGUGUUGCAGGUCUAUGUAAACCAGUUGACAGGAAGUGUGCAGAAAAUAAUUAGGAUGGCGCUGUACUGGGGUGCUCUGUAAAAGAGCAACUUUAUAAGAUCUUGCUACACCUUUAUAUUGAUAAUUGGCUUGUUCCCCAAGGAAGUUAUGUAUUAAAACAGGAUUGCGAUAGCUGUUUAGUACCCAAAAGGUUUGAAAUGGCAAAAGGACAAAAUGACCAGCAUCCAAAACAAAUACGGUCAGCAUGCUUGUCAAAUUCAUUUUCAAGAAAAAAGUAGAAAUCGCAACAUAAUGUGUAGCUUUGGGUGAGAGCAGAAAAGAAGGGCCUUGUACUUUAGUCAGUGGGUCCACUGCCUUCAUGUCCACAGCCACAGUGGGGAGCAAAAAAACACUUUCUUAUUCGCCUGACUGCCACAAACACACACUCUUAUCAUCUAACUGCUUUUAACUUUACAAUAUCUGAUUUAAUCUUUUUCAACAAUCCUUUUUGAAGCUAAGCUUAUUUCUUUGUAUGCCUUUUAUGGACUCCAAAACGCUGCUUACAACAAUGUUUUACAAUUGUAAUGUUAAGGAUUUUUGUGGUUCGAUGACUGUUUGUUUUGUCUUUUUUUUGUACUGCUAAUGUUGAUAAUAAAAUGGGUGGGGGGGUGGGAAACUAAAGGCCAUCAAAUGCUGUUGUACUGUUGUCGUAACGCCAUUGUUGUGUUUUAUUUUAUUUUUUUAAUGAUCCACCCAGUGGCCAGUGUUCUGGGAAUGAGGUGCAGAGAGUAUCUCAGGUUAUAUUACAUUCUUGUGGUGUUUAUGUAUGUGUAUAUAUGUGUAUAUAUCCAUACACAUCUCCACUCGAUAAUUCCAUUCCUUUUUCAUUGAGAAAGAUCUGUCAUCCCCUUUUAAGUUUGCUAUUUUCUGCUGUGGAUUUUGAUCCUGAUGUGCUGGUUCAUCCACCUUGAGACAAGAUGUCAGUAAAAGAACAUACCAAAUUAAGAUUGAUAUUUCUAAUGUCUAAUGCGUUUUAGUGUUUUUAAUACUACAUUUUCUUUUAAAUCACAGUGUUGUUUUGUAUUUAUUGAAAUGAUAAUAAAGGUAUAUUGUGAAAUAUGCAUAAA
This is a messenger RNA of Cyprinodon tularosa, 8118 nucleotides long. RefSeq names its product roundabout, axon guidance receptor, homolog 2 (Drosophila) (gene robo2). The coding region runs from base 680 to 5416 and encodes 1578 amino acids. The transcript has 31 exons. Gene Ontology annotation, molecular function: protein binding. The record is from RefSeq and is a predicted model, not a curated record. NCBI's taxonomy places the organism in Eukaryota, Metazoa, Chordata, Actinopteri, Cyprinodontiformes, Cyprinodontidae.